Messenger RNA from Morone saxatilis (striped sea-bass), 3092 nucleotides. It is a transcript of the gene atp6v0b, whose product is annotated as ATPase H+ transporting V0 subunit b. Gene Ontology annotation, biological process: proton transmembrane transport. Gene Ontology annotation, cellular component: proton-transporting V-type ATPase, V0 domain. Lineage: Eukaryota; Metazoa; Chordata; Actinopteri; Moronidae. Bases 179 to 814 code for a protein of 211 amino acids. Gene Ontology annotation, molecular function: proton-transporting ATPase activity, rotational mechanism. The record is from RefSeq and is a predicted model, not a curated record. The transcript is spliced from 8 exons.
UAGUCAAGCUGGAUCAGCUGACACUGGCCAGCUUCUCCUUUUGAUGCUCCUUCUCCUCCAUCGACUGGUAGCGCUUCUUUAAACUGUAUUGUUUUCGCUAUCGUUGCGCUACUGGCGUCAAGUUUUUAGAUUUGAGCCGAGGAGAUCUCGCCGAUCCAGCAGUUAGACGGCCGGAUAGAUGCUGCUAGAGUGGAUGAUGGACGGACACGCUAUUCUGUAUACGGGGGUCACUUUGGCCUUCUGGAGUACCAUACUAAUCGUCGGUAUUUGCUAUACCAUAUUUGACCUUGGGUUCCGUUUUGAUGUGGCAUGGUUCCUGACAGAGACUUCUCCUUUUAUGUGGGCCAGUCUGGGCAUUGGCUUGGCCAUCUCUCUGUCUGUGGUGGGAGCAGCCUGGGGGAUCUACAUCACUGGUUCAAGCAUUAUUGGAGGUGGUGUCAAGGCUCCACGCAUCAAAACCAAGAAUUUGGUCAGCAUCAUUUUCUGUGAAGCUGUAGCGAUCUAUGGGAUCAUCAUGGCCAUUGUAAUCAGCAACAUGGCUGAGAACUUUAGUGGAACAACCCCUGAGACCAUCGGGGCAAGGAACUACCAAGCUGGUUACUCCAUGUUUGGAGCCGGUCUGACUGUGGGCUUUUCCAACCUCUUCUGCGGCAUCUGUGUCGGCAUCGUGGGCAGCGGAGCGGCGUUGGCAGACGCCCAGAACGCCAGCCUCUUCGUGAAGAUCCUCAUUGUGGAAAUCUUCGGCAGUGCAAUUGGCCUGUUUGGUGUCAUUGUGGCCAUUCUGCAGACGUCAAAAGUAAAGAUGGGUGACUAGAAGAUGCCUUCACACGCUGAGAAGAUGAAAAAGACACUGCUGGAAAAUAAGAUGGAUUAUUGUGUAAAUACAUCGUAAAUUAUUUAAAUGUCUCUAUUUGCCUGGUAUUGUUUUUAACCAUCAUUCGUGCAAGAGUGGUACGCACACACCCCUUACUGUGUUGUCUUGAUAGAAACAUGAAUGUUAAGUAAGAAAUCUGGUAAAAAAACCCCACCAGAUGGCAGUGUUUCGUGUGCAUUUUUGCACCUGAAAUUAAUGACCGAACCUUGCUUCUCUUCAACAGUUCAGCUUGAUGAGCAAUACAAGCAGAAUGUUGUGAUGGAUUUUAGCUGGCCAGCCAAUCUGUAGUCUUGAGAGCUGUAAAGAGAACUGCAAGGAUUUAAAAUGCAAGCACAGGUUCAUACAGGUUGGGGUUUUAAUGACAUUUUCCUGCUCACUCUUGGAUGUAUGAUGAGUUAAAAAUUACACUAGAGUAUUUGAAAAUAUUUGUGUGUGUGUAUGCUGGACACGUGAUCUUUUUUUUUUUUCUCCUGUGAAGCAUGAGGGUGUUUACCAUUGUGUUUAUUAUUGUAGCCUGGUCUGUCAGGGUUUGUUUUUUUUUGUUUGUUUUGUUUUUGUAACUGUUCUUUGCUAAUAAGCACGUGGUCCUUAAUCCACGCUGUGGUCCGAAUACAGUAUUUGUCAGGCCUCCUGCUGUAGAAGUGAAGUUUUGAAUUACAGUAGUGAAGUGGAAAGUAAGGUCAUCCCGACAGCUGGACGUGCUCUUUGGGAGGCCAAGUAGUGUCAGAUCACAGCAGCAGAUCUGCUCUAAACAUGUCAACCUGUCAUUCAUUUCCUUACUUCCAAAAAUGUUAUGCCAGCCACAACUUCCUUGUUUUUCCCCAGAGUCUUCUGAUCCUUUUUCAGGAGGUUUUACAGGGAGGAAUUGGAUAUAAAAGUGGAUUGUUCAGUGUUGAGUAGAAGGAAACCAAACGAUUGUGGAUUCGCAGAAUACUUUAAGAGAUCCCUUGUCCAUAGUGUUGUGCACAGAGACCAUUAACUGGCUUUCAAGGAAACAAAGAUGACCUUAGCAUGAGGAAACCUAACGUCUCCAGUUACAAGUGAACAAAGUCAACAUUUCUAUCCUCCUUCUCAAGUCGCUAAUCAACCUUAUUAUCGUAGAAAAGAGGGAUUUAUUUUAGAGAGCACCUACAUUUCUAGUAGUACCUUACACUUAGUGGUAAUAAUAUUUAAUAUUUGCUCUAGCAUCGCAGUCAUUGUUCUAGAGGUCUUAAUAAUUUUGUGUAGACUGGUCCUCUUGACUUUGAUUUUAUGUUCUCUCAGGUGAUCUGGCUCCCAAAACUCUGGGUAAAAACUAUGGACUGCAUUAAAUAUUCAGCGACUUUAUGGAUACAGGUUUUUACAUUAUUUUACACAGAAAUUACAUUCUACAAAUCUUCAUAUUUCUUUAUUUUUUAUUAAACUGUCUCGUUUUGAAUGUUCAUCUUAACAUCUGUGUUCCCAAAUUAUUUUCUAACAUUCCUUAAAGUGUGUGUGUGUGCGUGUGUGUGUAAAGCUUAGUCUUAGUGUGUUUGGGUAGAGUGCAAUUUGAAUGACAAAAUUAGACUCCUGCUACAUCACAGCAAAGCCAUCAUUUAAAUCUUUUGUCAUCAAAGCAUGUGCUUUUUUUAUCAGCUGGUAGCUGCGCAGCAUUUCGGCUGUUUCCUAUUGAUGCUGACAAGUGAAUGUGGAAACAGAUUGUUUUUAUGAACCUUUGGCUGCCAGCUGACAGAAGAAUCAAAUUGAUGUGGGCACCGAGUGCAAAAUGCUUGUACGGAAACACGUUUGCUAACACUUUCUGUUCUUGAUGCAUCAUUCCGCAACUUAAGAUGACAGACCACGGCUAAUUGUAAAUCGUCUUUCCUGUAAUUUUUCCCUCCAACCCUCUCGUGGAGUCGUGAAUGAGUAUAAACAUUGAGUCUUUACAUGGGGAAACUGGAUCGUCUUUAAUAUAUCCAGACCUAGCCUCCCAAAGGUGUCAAAAGCCGCAAGAUCGUCUUUUCCCUGAUGAUGGUUUUUAAUUAAGCCGAGAUGUAACUCAGAUAUUCCUUUGGUAAACCAGGCUCUGCACCAAACCCCGGGCUUUCAGUGACUGUAGUUGGUACCGUGUGUGCAUUAUGUUUAUGUGAUGGUGAUCAGAGAAUAAGUCAUUGUUUUUUUUGACAUUGUGUACAAUAAUAAAACAGAUCGUCCUUCUGGCUUCAUAAAUGUCCUUGAGAAAAUAAAAUGUUCCAAUCAA